Molecule: messenger RNA, 1419 nt
Organism: Ylistrum balloti
Lineage: Eukaryota; Metazoa; Mollusca; Bivalvia; Pectinida; Pectinidae
Product: neuronal acetylcholine receptor subunit beta-3-like
Exons: 1
Coding region: 1-1419 (472 amino acids)
Biological process (GO): regulation of membrane potential; monoatomic ion transmembrane transport; nervous system process
Cellular component (GO): synapse; neuron projection; membrane
Molecular function (GO): neurotransmitter receptor activity; transmembrane signaling receptor activity; extracellular ligand-gated monoatomic ion channel activity
Source: RefSeq, a predicted model, not a curated record
AUGAUUGGAGUUCUUAAAACUUUGUUCGUAACAGUAUGUGCUUGUUUAUAUGGAGUUGAAAGCACAACAAGACAGGAUAUACAAGACUUGCACGACAAACUGUUACCAACUUAUAACAAAGAUCUCGGACCGAACUUCAACCAAUCUCAGCCAAUUGUCCUGUAUAUAACGUUCAACUUGUUCACACUCAACGAGUUUGAUGAUAAAGCCGGGAAACUUGUAUUUCUAGGUGUUUCAACUAUUCAAUGGCAGGAUGACAGAAUGGUCUGGGAUCCUCUUCUACACGGGAAUACAACUUCACUAAUGAUACCACAGUCUAAGGUGUGGAUACCAAAUCUUUUUGUUGCAAAACCAUACGAUAAUGUGAAAAAAGUCGGGAAUGAUAUCGUACAAAUAACAUACACUCCUGACGGGUGGGCCUCUUGGUCAGUCCCAGACUUAUUCGAGGUGUCGUGCACAGCAAACGUAGCUUACUACCCUUUCGAUCGACAAAGUUGCCAAAUAUAUAUUAUCCCAUGGGCUUAUGGUGUGGGUAUGUUUGAUUUCAGACUUCCACUUGACAGCAUGACACAACUGGACUUCAUAGAAAAUGGAAUAUGGAAGGUUCUCUCAACCAAACUGUUUGUAGAGAACCACGAGGAAGGCGAUAUCGUGGUGAUGGAAAUAAAAUUUCAAAGACGUCCUCUAUUUGUAAUUUUGAAUCUUCUCCUGCCAAUAGUGGUAGUUGGUGUACUGAAUGUGUUUGUUUUCUUGCUUCCCCCUGAGCCGGGAGAGAGGAGUGCCUUUGGAAUGACGGUGUUGUUGGCCAUGGCGGUGUUCUUGUCAAUUGUGUCCGACAAACUGCCCAGCACAUCGGAACCACACAUUGCUCGUGUGACCUUAUACAUUCUUGCAGAACUAAUUAUUAGUGGCCUCAUCAUGGUAUUCACUAUUUUUUCUCUGGUGUUGUACAGUAAAAAAGAUGAUAGACCCAUUCCUGGAUGUAUUAAACGUUUUGUAUUAAUGUGUACUAAAAGACAGAGAAAGUUGAAAAAACAUACACCUGAUCGACGGAAUGAACAGACCACUGAGGAACAAAACAAAACGGCACAGCGAGACUGGCCUUUCGAAAACGAUCGACAUCGCUAUGAUUACAUGGAUUUAUAUGAUAAAUACCGAGGGUACCCCAAUGGAAAUGCCGAACGAAGACAACGUGGUCAUUUGCCUCAGAUGUAUAACCAAAACAACAGAGAUAAUCGACAGACACCUCCAGAAAGUCCAGUGGUAAUAGCGACAGAGGACACUAGCACCAAUGUCACAUGGACUGAUGUGGCCAAGUGUUUCGACAAUGUCUGUUUGGCAUUGUUUAUAUUUCUUAAUCUUUGUCUACUUGUAGUUGAAACCAUAGACUCUGCGAGUUAUCUCAAUAACGAUUUUUAA